UCAUUUCCAAUGGACUGUUUGAAAGUUUGAACUUCAAACCAAACAUCACCACAUUGUUUGUCACCUGCCUUCUCUUCUCAAUACCACUUUUACCGCACUCUCUGUAUAUUAAUUAUUUCAAACACCUUUCCGCUCAUUCUUCUUCUUCUUCUUCUUCUUCGUUUUCGUAUCUGAAUCGUUGCGCCUUUGAUGUGUUUCAUUCACUCGUUACGCGGCGGAAAGGUGAUUGAAAGAGAGGCUUACACUGCCUAGUUUUGCCUCACUCAGGAGAUGGCGGAACAGAGCCAAAACGGUGCCGCUUCCGGAUUCUUAUCGGAAAUCGGGAUUCCCAGCGGGUUGAACAGGAUAAAGACUCGACGAGUUAACGUGAAUCCUGGAGCUGAGGAUUCUGAUCGCUUUAACGAGUCGCCGUCUACUGGAUUUUCAAUUUCAGCAGCUCCUAUGAAGCAGAAACUGAAGGCGCUAAAUAAAGGACAUCCGAGAUUCGGCCGUACUAGAGAAGGAUUCCGCAAAGGGAGGAAGAUUGCUCGGUGGUUUGCAUCAUCCUUUUUUAAGGAUUCUCACCAAGCUUUAGGUGAUUUGCCAAGCACCGAGUCUAGUGCCUUGGAGUUCGACAGGACUGACAAGGAGGAUCCUAGAAGAAAAUUUCGCAAGAUGCGGAAGAAUUUAUCUGGACAUUCACCAAAAACCAGACAUACAUAUAAGACACCGAAAUGUGUGAAAAGUUUUUCACAUGAAUUGGGUCCAAAAGGUGGCAUUCAAUCUGCUCAUCCUAGGGCUCACAGCUUUAAUGAUUUGAAGGAGCUGUUGGGAUCACUUCGUUCAAGAUUUGAUUCUGCAAAAGAAGUUGUGAACAUAGAGCUUGGUUCUUUUUCUCAAGAGAUGCUGGAAAUUUUGCAGAAGGCAGAUUCUUUAACCCCAGAUGAAUAUAAGAUGGCAGAGGAACUCAUGGUUCUUGCUCAACAAUGCAUUAACAUGACUUCUUCAGAGUUUCGCACAAAAUGCGAAACAAUUGUCCAAGAUUUGACUGUGAGGAGACAGACAUGUCAAGCUGGAUUGCUGAAAUUGUUAUUCACACGCAUCCUUUUCAUAUUGACUCGGUGCACAAGAUUGCUGCAUUUUGAGAAGGAUAGUGGGCAUGUGAAUGAGCAAUCACUUGAUAAAUUCAGAGAAUGUCUAGAAAGGAUCCCUUCAGUUGAUAUGAAUUGGGUUGUAAAUAAAGGAUUUGCAGAUUCUGAUAGAGGUGAUCUUCUGAAAGAAAAAGAUACUGCCAAGAAAAAGUUGCAGGGAAAUGAUCAUACAGGUAGUCCUUCUUGGGCAACUGAGAGCAGGUCUAAUGAGCCAGCUCAUGAGCAGGAAACAGAACUUGGAAUUAAUCACAUGUCUAUUGAGCACAAAAGAUCUCAAAGUGCAUUAACUGAACUUUUGGAUGGUGAGCAAUUUCAUAAAAUCCAUAACAUGUUUCAGAUGGAAUCUAUGAAUAGGGAGAAAGAGAAAUAUUUGGAUGACUCUAAUUUAGUAAUUUGCCGGAUAUGUGAAGAACUUGUUCCUGCUAUACAUUUGGAGCCACAUUCCUAUAUAUGUGCUUUUGCAGAUAAAUGCAUUUCAAAACAUUUAGAUGUGAAUGAACGUCUCCUGAAACUGGCUGAGCUACUGGAAUACCUGUUAGAGUUGCGCAAUUCAAGCAGUCAUGAACCUUAUGUAAAUCCUGAAAUUUUGAGGACACGAACUAAUUCUACACUUACUACAGAAAGUUAUUCACCAAAGUGCAGUGAGUGGCGUAAGGGGAUGGAUGAAAUGUUGGAGGAUCUCCAUGAGAUGGAUACUGCCUGCAUUGAAGAUUCUCAUCUUGCAAACUUGGUGAACUUGAAAAGCCACUUGCUAACUAAGGUAAACCAAUACGGCUCACCAUCCUCUAAUGGAAGCAUGGCAUCGACGUCAUCCACAAAUAGUCCUCGGGCAGGUGAUACCUUUUGGUUAGAUCAAAGUAAUUUGUCGGAGCAAGAGGACUUGCAGCAGAUAAAUGACCUGGCCGAUAUUGCACGGUGUGUUGCGGGGACAGAUAUUUUAGAAGAAGGAUGCCAUGAGUUUCUACUUGCUUGUAUGCAUGACCUGCAAGAGAUUUUGCAACACACCAAGUACAAAGCUCUUCUAGUUGAUACCUUUGGUGGUCGAAUAGAAAGCCUUCUGAGAGAAAAAUAUAUACUUGCUUGCAAUCAAGUGGAUACAACUGAUGAUCUUGGACAUCCAGAAAGCGCCAGAUCUUUGCUGGAUAGUGCAUCUCAGAGUAGUACGACAUCAACUCCUUCACAUCCUGCAAAUAAAGAUCGUACAAGCAUUGAUGACUUUGAUAUUAUCAAGCCAAUCAGCAGAGGAGCCUACGGCAAAGUCUUUCUGGCUAGAAAGCGAACUACAGGGGACUUAUUUGCAAUUAAGGUGCUCAAGAAAUUGGAUAUGUUACGGAAGAAUGAUAUUGACCGCAUAUUGUCCGAGCGUAACAUAUUAAUCACAGUGCGGAACCCUUUUGUGGUUCGAUUUUUUUACUCAUUUACCAGUACAGACAACCUCUAUUUGGUCAUGGAAUAUCUCAAUGGUGGAGAUUUAUUCUCUCUGCUCAAAAAAAUUGGUUGCCUAGAAGAAGCUGUUGCUCGUACUUAUAUUGCAGAGUUGGUACUUGCACUGGAAUACCUUCAUUCGCUGGGAAUAGUGCAUCGUGAUCUGAAACCAGACAACAUAUUGAUUGGCCAUGAUGGGCAUAUCAAGCUUACCGACUUUGGAUUGUCAAAAAUUGGCCUGAUGAAUUGCACCACUGAGCUAUCCACGCAAGAGACGGCGAAAAAUGGUAUUCUGGAUGCAAAUGGUCAACUGAAUACAGAUAAAGUUGAUGGUCACCAGUCAGCUGUUGGCACCCCGGACUACUUGGCACCUGAAAUCCUCCUUGGAACAGAACAUGGUUAUGCUGCAGAUUGGUGGUCAGUCGGAAUUAUCUUAUUUGAAUUUAUAACUGGAGUCCCUCCUUUCAAUGCGGAUCAUCCAGAGAAUAUUUUUGACAACAUUCUUAACAGAAAAAUUCCCUGGCCAGUGGUUCCUAAUGAGAUGUCUUAUGAGGCACAAGAUCUGAUUGACAGGUUUCUUGUUCACGAUCCAAAUCAGCGCCUAGGAGCAAAUGGAGCAUCAGAGGUAAAAAUACAUUCCUUCUUCUCAGGAGUGGACUGGGAUAAUCUUACUUUUCAGAAGGCUGCGUUUGUACCACAACCAGAGCGUAUGGAUGAUACAAGUUACUUUGUAUCACGAUAUAACUCAACUGGAAUGGAAGUUGAUGAAAUUUCGGUGAAUUCAGAUUCUGAUAGUUCCGAAUUGCACACGAAUUCCGGGGUAGAGAAAAUGGAUGAAUGUGGGGAUCUUGCUGAGUUUGAUUCUUCACCCCUGGAUCUUUCACUGAUGAAUUUCUCUUUCAAGAAUUUGUCACAGCUGGCAUCCAUUAAUCAGGAUGUGCUCUUGCAGAGUGGGAAGGAGUCGUCAAGGUGCUCGUCUCCAUGCAAAGGUUCCAACCUCCCUGGCUCUUGAUUCUCUUUCUCCAUUGUGUCAUUCAGGAACAGCAGAAUGGGAUAGCGGGGGAUGGGGAAAUCUUCUUUAAUAGCAGCCUGAUGGGACGCAUCGUAGUAUUUCAGCUGUAUAUACCCAUACAGCAUCUGAGCUUUAUGUUGCAUGCUUCAAGAAAAAUACAAUUUUAUGUUCCAUAUUAUCAAAAAAUGCUUUCUCCUUAGAAGUUGUGUUGAAUCUUGUUGGCCCUUAUGCUCCCACCUUUGCUGGAAUUCGUAGCUCUGGUCGACAAAUCGUUUGGGUUGCCACGCCUGUGAAUGGAUAGUCUAUCCAUCGUUUUCUUCUCAAUUUUAUCA
Sesamum indicum (sesame) is the source of this 3899-nucleotide messenger RNA. Its product is annotated as Protein kinase superfamily protein. The record is from RefSeq and is a predicted model, not a curated record. Gene Ontology annotation, molecular function: ATP binding; protein serine/threonine kinase activity. Gene Ontology annotation, biological process: intracellular signal transduction; peptidyl-serine phosphorylation. Lineage: Eukaryota; Viridiplantae; Streptophyta; Magnoliopsida; Lamiales; Pedaliaceae.